CAAAAUGGUGGUCAUCGGAUAACAAGUGCUCAAUUAAUUUGUUGUUUUCGCAAAAUUUGGCAUAUUGACAACGUUUUUUUUUUCAGUUUAGUUUUAUUAUAAACAGGGUAAAAGAAACAAAGCUAACAUAUUCGUGGUAAUUUAGUAAAAUUAUGAAUAUUUGAACUAAAUCUGACUCACUAAGCUAAAGAGAGACAACCCAUUCACUCCAAUUGUAGUUUUUACUUCUCUUCAAUAUAAAACUGAAAUAUGAGUUCGCAACAAGUUGAAAUGUUCAAUGUACCACUAUCCAGUGAUAGUGAAGCAGGUGACCUCGCUUUGCGUGGAAGUGUGUACAUAAAUCCUGCAGAUACUUCAAACCAAAUUGUAGGAUCAAGCAGUAUAGAUUCUGACAUUUAUGGUGACGAGGAAGAGGAAAAACAGCGUCUGAUUACACAAGUGUUGGAACUUCAGAACACAUUAGAUGAUCUGUCAUGCCGUGUGGACACAGUGAAGGAGGAGAACCUCAAGCUAAAGUCUGAGAACCAGGUCCUGGGUCAGUACAUCGAGAACCUGAUGGCGGCCAGCAGUGUGUUCCAGUCCACCUCACCCAAGGCUAAAAAAAGGUCUGGUAAGAAGAAGGAAAAACAGUAGAGACCAAGACGAUGUGGCAGAGUCAGGGGCAAGACGGAUUGGACCAUGUGCAAUACAUAAUAUAGAUUUGUUCAGAGUUAUUGUUCUUGUAUUAAAUUUUGCACUAGUAUGUAGUAUAACCCAUUUUUGUAUGUAUAAAUCAUCUCAGUUUGUAUAGAUCUGAAAUUUGCUUUUUCAUGUUAACAAAUAAAAGAAUACCGUUCACUUCUGAAUUGAUCAGUUUUCAUGCUUUCUUUAUUACAACAGUUAUCAUCUGGCUUGCUUAGUCUCAGAUUAAGUAGUGAUUGUUGUUUGUUAUUUAUAUUGCAGUUAUAUACAUACAGUUUAAAAUAAUAAUGAUAUUUAUAUAGCGAUGUUUACAUAUAGUAAUUUGCACUUUCAACAGUUCUGAAUUGGAUACAUGUAAACCUUCAAAGUAUUUACAUCAGUUCAUAUUGCAAAGGCAAAACAAAACACACUCUGCAUGCAAUUGCAUUAAAGUGUUGGAUUUAUUUUGGCAAGAUUAUACAGAGUCCUUGGUGUACACAGUAAUUGUAUAAAUUAACUUUAUUACCUGGAUCCAGAAAAAUCAUGUUGUAGUUGUGUUAAAACUGGCUUUGUGUGGUGAAAGUGUACACCCUAUGUAUAUGUAUACAAAAGUCACCUGUUUUUCCCCAUUAGCAUAAUAAAUAUGUAGGUCUUUGCAAAAAAAAGUUUAAUGUAUUUGCAGACUACUGGUUUUCAUGUUUAAUGAUGUGUUGUUUUAAAUCGGCAUUGUGGUUUAACUUGUUGUUCAUGGAUAUGAAGAUGUAAAGGACAAAAUAAUAUAAUACACAUUUUUAUAACAUUUUAGUUCAAUGUGAAAAAUGUUCCUGCCAUUUAAUGUUUAUUGACUAUUCACCAAUUGUAGGUGGCUAGGUUUGUCUGAUGCUCUGGUUAAUUGAAACUUCACUCACAUCUGUCUGCAGGACCAACAUGUGAGAUCACAAACCAAGGCCCAUAUUUCGCAGCUGCAUGUAACUCUUUCAGUGCUGGAACCGAAUUUUGAAGGCCUUUGCAAACAGUUUGGAUCCAGAUGAGACGCCACAGAACGUGGCGUCUUAUCAGGAUCCAAACUGUUUGCUAUUCUGAUAGUAUUCUUUGAAACAAAUCGAAGAAAAUGCUUAUUUUAAAAAUUCAGCAGACGACAUUUUAGCAGACGACAAAUUUCCCAGCAUGCAAAGGGUUAAGCAGAAUUGUUUGUAGUGUACGUUUUGUACUUAUGAAAUUCAUGUAAGAAUUUGUGUGAAAACACUCCUAUCUUUAGCUCAUGUGCAGGCUCAGCAUGUGGUUGCAUUUGGGGCUAGUAAGGUCAAGGUCACUGUUAUAACAAGGCUGAUUUAAUAGUAUUGUAUUUGGGCCAAGUUGGGUCAAGGUCACUGUUACUAAAAAUACGAAAAAGUGUGUCUCUAUAAGUAGUUUUGAUGGAGGUAUUAAGCUGUAUUUAGGUAGCUUUUAUGCAGAGCUAAUAUGGGUUGCAUUUGGAGAAAGUUGGAUUAAGGCUUAAAAUAGAAAAAUGAUUAACACUCAAUUACUUUAGAUAAGAUGGAGGUAAUGUGCUAAAAUCUUGGGUGAAGGUAGUUGACAUGCAGACCUUGCUUUCAAACUUAACAAUAUUGAACUAAAUUAAUUGUUAAAUUGUUGAAAAUAUAGUUUCUUGGCAUCAUCACAUUUCUUGUUUUAUGUUUAUCAGCUUUACAUUUGCUGUAUACCUAUAACAGAUAUUCAACUUCAAACAUUUCUUUGUGGUCUUAAUAUCAGGAGACUGAUAAAAUAUGUGCAUCAAAGCAGAAAAAUUAACUAGCACAUUGCCUUGGUUUGUUUGUAGUAUUGUAUGCGUGUUUGGUCUUAGUGUUGUAAAUGCUGACUGUAUAUUUGCAUGUACAUGAUGUAGUGUGGUUUUUUUAUUAAACGUUUUUUGAUUAUUUGAAAACUGAUCAAAAUUUAUUUUGGCUUGAAUAUAAUAAAAUUUAAAUCUA
Dreissena polymorpha is the source of this 2630-nucleotide messenger RNA. Its product is annotated as short coiled-coil protein B-like. The transcript is spliced from 5 exons. The record is from RefSeq and is a predicted model, not a curated record. Gene Ontology annotation, cellular component: trans-Golgi network. NCBI's taxonomy places the organism in Eukaryota, Metazoa, Mollusca, Bivalvia, Myida, Dreissenidae. The coding region runs from base 250 to 633 and encodes 127 amino acids.